AGUAGUUUAUUGAGUACACGAACGUUUUCGGGCAUCGCCCUUCAUCACGUAUACCUGAACCCAAGAACUCUUAGCUCAAACACUGAUCAAUGAAUCUGAAUGAAACUUUUUAGAAUGAUUUGUCAUGGUCCAAAGAAUAACAACAAAUAAUAAUGAUAACAAUGAUGAUGAUUCGAUUUAGUGGCAGGAUUCCAGAAUGCGAACUGUGAUGAUGACCUGGUAUUAAAUAUGCAGAUCAGCGACAAAGACCGUCCACUUUCAAUUAAUCCAACAUUCUUCAACUGUAGAAAUGAGCCGAUUAAGAUUACAUACAUAGUUUUCAGCGAAGUGUUUUUCAGCGAUGGCCUACCUGGAGUAGCAGUCUUAGGAUCAAAGAACGUGGAUGUUGCUGUGAGGACCAACGUUGUUUCAUUUUCAAUAAUCCCUGAAUCAAAUUUUCAAGUAGAUACUGACAUCAAAUUUUCAAUACCUCAUGAAAAGAUAACCGAAGAUAAGGUAUUCUGCAUGUUCUGGGAUAUAAACAAAAUGGUUUGGUCGGACAAGGGAUGUCAGGUGACAAAUGCUUCUCAAACAGAAACCAGCUGUGUGUGUAACCAUACUACAAGCUACAGUAUUUUAGUGCAAGUUACAGACAACAAGGUUUCCAGUUUCAAUGACGUCACUUUGACCGUCCUUUCGCAAGUACUUCUCAUCAUUUCCACUGUGGCUCUCAUAUUUGGAGUUCUCAUUCUAUUUUGUUUGAGAAAACUCAGUAAAUGUGUCCGUACAAGUAUUCAUAAACACUUGAUGAUCACAUUGGCUCUGUCGCACAUACUGUUUCUGGGAGGCACCGACAAAACAUCGAGUAACGUCGGGUGCACAGUCAUAGCGGCCGCUCUUCUUUACCUGCUACUCGCCGUGUUCAUGUGGAUGUUAGCUGAAGCCGUUUAUCUCUACUACAAAAUAUUCGAUAUCAACGGGACCAGUGUCCGUUACAGAACGAUAUCUGUAUACAUUAUUUGUUGUUAUGGUGCACCGAUGUUAGUCGUUGGGGUCGCCCUUGCUUGCAAUGUUGAUGGAUUUGGUACUGACAAUGCGUGUUGGUUAACUCCGUCUAAUGGCCACAUCUGGGCGUUCUCAGGACCAGCAUUGAUAAUAUGUUUGGCCAACUUAGCUCUUAUUUUCAAAGUUGCUAAAACAAUUUACGUGCGUUCCAAAGGACAUAAGACAGCUCAACAACAGAAGGAGAUUGCGAUGACUGGGAAAGCUGUGAAGGGCGCCCUCAUACUCGUGCCGUUAUUGGGUGUUACUUGGUUGUUUGGUGUAUUUGCUUUCAACAAAGCAACGACGUUUUUCUCCUAUAUGUUCGUUAUUUUGAACGGAAGCCAAGGACUUGCUAUAUUCCUGGUAUGCAUCGUGUUAAGUCCACAGGGAAUUUAUUCAAGUACAUGGGCCGUUGGCCCUAAUGCUAAACAUAAUUUAUUGUAA
Anneissia japonica is the source of this 1467-nucleotide messenger RNA. Its product is annotated as adhesion G protein-coupled receptor E3-like. Lineage: Eukaryota; Metazoa; Echinodermata; Crinoidea; Comatulida; Comatulidae. Gene Ontology annotation, biological process: adenylate cyclase-activating G protein-coupled receptor signaling pathway; cell surface receptor signaling pathway. Gene Ontology annotation, cellular component: membrane. The transcript is spliced from 12 exons. The record is from RefSeq and is a predicted model, not a curated record. Gene Ontology annotation, molecular function: G protein-coupled receptor activity. The coding region runs from base 229 to 1467 and encodes 412 amino acids.